UCCAAUUCCAAACUCUAAAUUUUUCUCCAAAUUUUCCAGUAUUUCAAUGGCGCCAAAGGGAGAGAAGAAGCCCGCGGAGAAGAAACCCGUAGAGGAGAAGAAGUCUACCAUAGCAGAGAAAGCUCCGGCUGAGAAGAAGCCAAAGGCCGGAAAGAAGCUACCUAAGGACGGUGGUGCCGCUGCCGGAGACAAGAAAAAGAAGAGAAACAAGAAGAGCGUGGAGACAUACAAGAUCUACAUUUUCAAAGUUCUGAAGCAAGUUCACCCUGACAUUGGUAUCUCAAGCAAAGCCAUGGGUAUCAUGAACAGUUUCAUCAACGACAUUUUCGAGAAGCUUGCUGGUGAAUCUUCGAGACUUGCAAGAUACAACAAGAAGCCAACGAUUACUUCAAGGGAAAUUCAGACUGCGGUUAGGCUUGUUCUUCCUGGAGAAUUGGCCAAACAUGCUGUCUCUGAAGGAACUAAAGCUGUGACUAAGUUUACUAGUUCUUAAAUGUAGUACCAUUUCUAGGGUUGUUUACGAAGAGGUGUAGGAUAAAGUUUAUUUCUCUUGGUAUCAAUUAGAUCUUAAUUAGUUUGUAAUGUUCUUUUAAAAAUCUAAUGAUAAUCUUGUUUAUGAAACAA
Molecule: messenger RNA, 624 nt
Organism: Vicia villosa (hairy vetch)
Lineage: Eukaryota; Viridiplantae; Streptophyta; Magnoliopsida; Fabales; Fabaceae
Product: probable histone H2B.1
Exons: 1
Coding region: 47-493 (148 amino acids)
Biological process (GO): nucleosome assembly
Cellular component (GO): nucleosome
Molecular function (GO): structural constituent of chromatin; protein heterodimerization activity; DNA binding
Source: RefSeq, a predicted model, not a curated record